UCAGGGUUGCACGCGGGGUUCGGUUGCCGCCUUGACUUCGAGCAUUCCGGGCAUUCGUUGGAGAGGCUUCCCGGCCGCGGAGGUUCAGCGGCCGCUACAAGGCUCGUUGGGGUCCAGCCGGAGCGCCUCGGCAGCGUCUCUCCUGGGUGGGGAAAGCCUGCAGCUCUCAGUUGUUUUCGGGACAUUCCAAGACCUGCUUCCCACCAUCUGCUCUUCACCAAAGUGCUGUGGAACCAAGUUAUGUCCACUGCUGCUCUAGCAAGUCUGGUCAGAAACGGAGGGCACCAAGCGAGGAGAGUGCUGCUGACGUCCCGCCUCUUGCAAGACGACAGCCGAUGGAUGGUUGUGUGCCAGAGUUCCACUACUGACCGCAGAGCGUCCCGCUUUGACCUGGAUGGGAGUGGCCGACCUGCCACCUGGGACUCGUUCGGCAUUUGGGAUAACCGCAUUGACGAGCCCAUCCUCCUCCCGCCAAGCAUCAAGUACGGGAAGCCGAUCCCCAAGAUCAGCUUAUCGAAAGUGGGCUGUGCCAGCCACAUUGGGAAGCGGAAAGAAAACGAAGACCGCUUUGAUUAUGCCCAGCUGACCGAUGAUGUCCUGUAUUUUGCUGUUUAUGACGGGCACGGAGGGGUGGCGGUAGCGGACUUCUGCAAUAAGUAUAUGCAAAAGUAUAUCAAAGAAUUCCUUGCUGAGGAGCGGAACAUGGAAAUAGCAUUGUUCAGAGCCUUUGUAGAAAUAGAGAAAGCGUAUGAACGGCAUGCUCACUUAUCUGCUGAUGCGACCUUGCUGACCGCUGGGAGCACAGCAACCGUGGCCCUGCUGAGGGAUGGGAUAGAGCUGGUCGUGGCCAGUGUCGGCGACAGCCGUGCCCUUCUGUGUCGCAAGGGGAAAGCCCUGAAGCUGACCAUCGAUCACACUCCUGAGAGGAAGGAUGAGAAACAAAGAAUCAAGAAAGCCGGCGGCUUUGUCGCCUGGAACAGCUUAGGACAGCCUCAUGUGAAUGGCAGACUGGCAAUGACCCGAAGCAUUGGUGACUUGGAUCUUAAGAAACAUGGUGUGAUAGCAGAACCAGAAACUAAAAGGAUUCAGCUCCAACAUGCGAAGGACAGCUUCUUGGUCCUCACCACCGAUGGCAUCAACUUCAUGGUGAACAGCCAAGAGAUCUGCGACUUUGUCAACCAGUGUCAUGACCCCGCUGAAGCAGCUCAUGUUGUUACUGAUCAGGCCGUGCAAUAUGGGACGGAGGAUAACAGCACUGCCAUUGUCGUGCCCUUUGGAGCCUGGGGCAAGUACAAAAACUCGGAGAUCAGUUUCUCAUUCAGCCGGAGCUUCGCCUCGAGUGGGAGAUGGGCGUGAGGGUCUCCUGCAGCCAUGUGUUGAACGAGCUGUGAUGUGGGAGGCAUGCAAGAAGAGAGCUGACCUGUAGAUAGGUCAACACAACUGUCUCGUCCAUCUUUCUUCCCAGCCUAGCGCUUUCUGUAGCAGAUCGUUGUCAUGGGUGUUGCCUUUUUAAUCCACAGGCCGUUAACUGCUUAUUUUAGUCCAACGACUUUCCUUUCCUCUGUCAUCAAGGGGUAGAGAAAGAUCCUGGUUCUGUGCUUGGCAUCUUGUCUAUGGAUUUUGUACCAGGUGCUGUAUUUAAUAUGCCCAGUACAUUUAGAGGCUGAGAGGCUAUCGUGACCAAGCUCUGUUGAUUUGCACCAUGUGUCAAGAAGCUGUGUAAAGAUGGCACUUGUCUUCCUCCGCUAUCACAGGAUCGGGCUGCUUAAAGAGAUCUUGCAAAGCCAGCCGGGGGGAGACCCAAGACGUUGCACUAGGUGGCUUCCUGUUGGUUUGUGUGGCCAAAACCAGUUUUAAUUUCAGAUCUGAAGCUAGUCUGACUGUCCAGAAGUUCCCCCAUGACUCUGGGCCCGACCGGUGCCAUGCUGUGCGAAUCGAGUGGCAGUAAUUCAGCAGUGUGGCUGCUAUUCUUGGGUCCCUUUCUUCCAAAAUGGG
Messenger RNA from Gekko japonicus, 1995 nucleotides. It is a transcript of the gene PPM1K, whose product is annotated as protein phosphatase, Mg2+/Mn2+ dependent 1K. The transcript is spliced from 7 exons. Gene Ontology annotation, molecular function: protein serine/threonine phosphatase activity; cation binding. The record is from RefSeq and is a predicted model, not a curated record. The coding region runs from base 241 to 1356 and encodes 371 amino acids. Gene Ontology annotation, biological process: protein dephosphorylation. NCBI's taxonomy places the organism in Eukaryota, Metazoa, Chordata, Lepidosauria, Squamata, Gekkonidae.